Messenger RNA from Indicator indicator, 1081 nucleotides. Its product is annotated as complement C1q and tumor necrosis factor-related protein 9A-like. Bases 47 to 1081 code for a protein of 344 amino acids. NCBI's taxonomy places the organism in Eukaryota, Metazoa, Chordata, Aves, Piciformes, Indicatoridae. The transcript has 3 exons. The record is from RefSeq and is a predicted model, not a curated record. Gene Ontology annotation, molecular function: protein binding.
UGCUUUCUUAAAUCUUUCAGCCAAAAUCAUAUAAUCUAUCUACAGAAUGAAAAGCUGGAUUAUACUGCUGGCUAUUGUAGUCAGCAUAGCAGAAACACAAAAGCAGGAGGUCUGCACCCAAGGGUAUCCUGGCAUCCCUGGCAAUCCCGGGCACAAUGGUGUACCUGGUCGUGAUGGGCGUGAUGGUUCAAAAGGCGAGAAGGGAGACACAGGUGAAGCAGGACUUCCUGGCAGUCCAGGAAAAGAUGGUGCAGAUGGAGAAAAAGGUGAACGAGGAGCCAAUGGGACUGUUGAAGAGAAGGGGAACAAAGGAGAUAAAGGAGAAAGAGGACAACCUGGGAAACUGGGACCAAAAGGAAUUAUAGGGUCAGUGGGUUACAAAGGUCAGAAGGGAGAGCUGGGACUGCAAGGACAAAAGGGGUUAAAAGGAGAUAUUGGGCCCAUAGGGCCAAAAGGAACAAAGGGUGAAAUUGGCUAUCCUGGAAGAGUUGGCUUCCCAGGGCCAAUUGGCCCUCCUGGUAAUCCAGGUCCUAAAGGUAAUACUGGAGAUCUUGGACCACGGGGUAACCCAGGAAUUCAGGGGGAAAGAGGCUUGAAAGGAGACAGAGGAGAUAAGGGGAAUGUAGGUGCCCCAGGGGUACUGCCAAGGAGUGCUUUCUGUGUCGGCCUUACAGUCUCCACCAAAUUUCCCACCCCAAGUCGCCCAAUAAAGUUUGACAAAGUGCUGUAUAACAGUCUAAAUGACUACAACUCAGUUACUGGCAAAUUCACCUGCAAAUACUCUGGAGUUUACUAUUUCACCUACCACAUCACGGUCUACUCAAGGAAUGUCCGAGUAGCUCUAGUUAAAAACGGCAUCAAGAUGCUGCACACAGUAGACAGGUACCAGGGUGGAGAGGACCAGGCCUCAGGAGCUGCCAUCCUUGAGCUACAGAGAGGAGAUGAGGUGUGGCUGCAGGCUCACCAAGGAGAGACUUUCAACGGGCUGUUUGCAGAUGCUGAUGAUGAUACCACCUUCUCGGGGUUCAUCCUGUUCAGCACCUCUGACCCACUGGAGCUGCUGCCAACACCUACCAUGUAA